Messenger RNA from Babesia ovata, 888 nucleotides. RefSeq lists its product as uncharacterized. The record is from RefSeq and is a predicted model, not a curated record. The coding region runs from base 1 to 888 and encodes 295 amino acids. The transcript has a single exon. Lineage: Eukaryota; Apicomplexa; Aconoidasida; Piroplasmida; Babesiidae.
AUGUCCGAGGACGCUUCGCGUGCCAGACGACGAAGUCGAAGAAGCGAAUCGUACGACAGUGAUAGGGGAAGGCGACGGCAUCGGGGCAUACACGACCGCUCGUCAAGGUCACGGGAUAGGGGAGGAAGAACUCGCACAUCCAAGUACAGCCCGUCGUCAGACACGGACAGUGCCCAGAAGGCGGUUGAUUGGUCGCAUUCGCGGCAUGCCCGUGACGAUAGACGAUCCGACGAAACGCGUAGACAUAGAAACGAGUACCACCGAGAUCCGGACAAUUCUAAAAAAUACACGAGUGACAGAGUAAGUAGACGAAGAAAAAGCCGAAGUUCGUCGGACGAAAGUUCGAUAAAUAGAAGAAGAGAACGGUAUCGUAGCACCGAGCGGAAGGAGCGUUCAAGACACCGCAGCCGGAGCUCAAGGAGGGAGCGAUACGAAAGCGAAAGGCGAAUAAAAAAUUCAGACAAAACAGCUAAGACAGACGUGUACAACGCCAUUGCAGAACGGCAGAACACAGAGGCACAGGAAGCUGCCCUGAGGCCGGGGCCGGCGCAACACGCCGCAGACACGACUGCGAUGCUGAAAAAAGCGCUCGGCGACAGAACCGAUGUAAAUGUUGCCAUCUUGAACAACGAGUUCAAAGAGUUAAAUUACGCAAAGGCCUACGGACUCGAUAUAACGGGAUUCGUCGGAAUGCAACCGGAUAUACUAAAUGUUAAUAUGCCCACAGAAGCCAAACCGGUAUCCAGACAGCAAAGAAGACAGUACAGGAAAGAGGAAAUUAAAAAUCAUCCAGACAGGUUCUGGAAGUGCAACAAAUGCGCAUACAUGAACUACCUCUCAAACUACGAAUGCACCGGAUGCCACUAUCUACGCGACGCCAAUAGGUAA